AUGACACGGGGCACGCUCGUAGCCAAGGUCGUCCUCGCAGACCCCAAGCACGUCCACUGCGGCCCCAGCGACCCCGUCCGAGGCCACGUCCUUGUGCGCUACAACCCCACCGCCUCUCAUGUGCGCGACGACGACGAGCUCCAAAUCCCCAUCAAGGUCACCGUCACGCUCCAGGGCCGCCUCAAGGUCAAGCUCGUGCCCCGGAACGAGCGCUGGGACCUCGACAACGUGCGCUUCUUCCGCGCCCGCGUGCCCCUCUUCUCGACGCAGCAUCCCCUCCCGCCGUCGAUGCACUUCAUCGACCCGGUCCUCGGCGUGCCGGGGGAGAUGCGAGUCCAGUACGAGGCGGCUGCUCGCAUCGAGGUGCUCGGCGACGACGACAUGAACCUUGUCAUCGAAGAUCAGAGCGAGCAUGGUGGCCAUGUGUUGCCCUCGUCCGAGUUCAGGGGCACGCCGGUGCUUUACGAGCGCCCGCCCGUCGCCGCGCCCGUGGGGGGUGGUGGUGGUGGUGGCGGUGGUGGUGGCAGCGCCAUGCAGUCGGCGUUCGCCUGGUUCAUGUUCAAGGACAAACGGCUGCCGCUGCUCGACGGGACGCACGGGCAGCUCAAGGCCAACAAGAAGGAGAAGAACAGGACAGGUUUGCGCGACCGGCUCAUGACGUUCUCGCAGCCGCUGUACGUGUACGACUGCCACGUGUCGUGCCCGCGAGAUGUGCACCGGUUCCAGCCGCUCGUGCUGCAGAUCAGGAUCGUGCCCUCGGAGAGGAAGUCCACGGCGGGAAAUGUCACGCAGGUCAGGCUCGAACUGACGAGAGUCACGGUGCAGGUGGUUGGCUAUGUCCAGGGCAGGUCGCAGGGCGGCACGUUGGUCAGGCGGUCGCUCGAGGACGAGGAGAUUGUCGCUCAGGAGACUGUCAAUUUCACUGGCGAAGGGGCCUCAGAGGCAACAACACCUGGCGGAAUGGCGAGGGGCAGGGAUGGACACGAGGAGAGGCCAUCGUCGAGCAUCUCCCCCACGUCUCUGUCAUUGGUCUCCUCAUGCUCGUCUGGUGCUCCGAUGAAUGCAGACAACGACUGGACACUGGUCGUCGCAUUCGCCUCGGUGCUCCACAGCGUGACGAGCUCCUUCAAGACGGUCUGCAUCCGGCGCGACUACGUGUUCCGGGUCAUAUGUAAAGUUCGGGUCGGGGGCAAGCGUGACGAAAUGUUCGAGAGGACCUUCAAGGUCACGGUGCACCCUCCGCUGGGAUCCGAUGUGGCGAGACUGCAGGGUAGUAGUGUACAGAGCGGUGUGAGUGGUAUCGUCGUCCCUAGCCAUCCAGAGGGGGCACUGCACGACACAUUUGGCGAGCUGGACAUUGGCUGUUCCACGAGGGCAGAGACUUUACCCCCAUAUACGCCAUAAGCACGGCGGUUUCGAUUCAAUGCAGGUUGUUGGUUUCAUUUCCAUUUUUUCCUCCUGACUACUCCGCUGUGCCCGGGUUAUUAUUCAGUCUUUGUUCAUUAAUUUGAUGCCAUUUGGGCGCAAUACUGAUCUGCUCACCAGUGAUUAAAUCCAUUGCAGCGAAGCAUCCUGCAAGGC
Messenger RNA from Microdochium trichocladiopsis, 1581 nucleotides. RefSeq lists its product as uncharacterized. The record is from RefSeq and is a predicted model, not a curated record. The transcript is spliced from 2 exons. NCBI's taxonomy places the organism in Eukaryota, Fungi, Ascomycota, Sordariomycetes, Xylariales, Microdochiaceae. Bases 1 to 1404 code for a protein of 467 amino acids.